Trypanosoma conorhini is the source of this 1023-nucleotide messenger RNA. RefSeq names its product protein kinase. Gene Ontology annotation, biological process: protein phosphorylation. Gene Ontology annotation, molecular function: ATP binding; protein serine/threonine kinase activity. The record is from RefSeq and is a predicted model, not a curated record. The transcript has a single exon. NCBI's taxonomy places the organism in Eukaryota, Euglenozoa, Kinetoplastea, Trypanosomatida, Trypanosomatidae. The coding region runs from base 1 to 1023 and encodes 340 amino acids. Gene Ontology annotation, cellular component: cytoplasm.
AUGGGCGGCGGCCUGUCGUCGUGCUCGAGCGGCGUGAGGGACUUCCUCUCGUACGUCGGCGUGCUGCCCCGCAACGCGAGACACCCCGCCAGCGUCGUGGUGGGGGGAAUCGAAUACGCCGUGGGGCAGUUGCUGGGGGAGGGCGGGAGCGCCUUCGUCUACAAGGGCCGGGAUGUGCACGCGGGAAACGCGGUGGCGCUAAAGCGGUUCACGCUGACGGACCACAACUACCAGGCGCACUGCAUGGAAGAGGCGGCCUUGCACCGCUCGCUCUGUCCGCACCCCGCAAUCGUCAACUUUUACGACUCUGGCAUCGUGGAGCGACCCGAGUGUCCCCUGCCGGAGCUUUGGAUCGUGAUGGAGUGUGUGGAGGCCCCCUCCUUGGCGAACUACAUCAAUAUGCGCAUGGCCGUUAAGCAGCCGUUUACUAUUCGCGAGGCCUACGAGGUCGGCCAUGCCCUCGUGGGCGUCGUAGCCCACCUGCACAGUCAGUCCCCGCCGGUCUCUCACUGGGACAUCAAGGCGGAGAAUUUUUUGUUCGAAGACUCUCAGAAUCUGAAGCUGUGCGACUUUGGAAGUGCCUCGCGUCUGUACUAUGAGCCGCAGAACGCCCUUCAGGUGUCGAUUGCCGAGGCCGAGUUGGGCGACAGAAUGACGCUGCUCUACCGCCCGCCGGAGUCGCUGGACCUGUGGUCGAGGCGGCGGGUAGACACAAAGGCGGACAUCUGGGGUCUGGGCGUUUUGAUGUACCUACUCGUGUUUUUCGAGAUGCCGUUUGAGGCCAAUGCGAUGGAAAUUAUGGAUGGCGUCCCGCGACGGUUUUGCGCGGGCAGGUGUGAGACAAUCCCUGAAGGAUUCGGUCCCCUCAUCGAGCUGGUGGUGACGAGGAUGCUGGUGAAGGAGCCUUCGCUGCGUGCGGACGUCUUUGAGGUUUCUCAGCGCUUGAGCGCCCUCUCACACAUUUCGCCCUUCCCUCCCCCGAAUCCGGACUUCCAAAUUCCACAAAGGCCAAGGUUUGAGUAG